Cicer arietinum (chickpea) is the source of this 1104-nucleotide messenger RNA. RefSeq names its product nudix hydrolase 15, mitochondrial. NCBI's taxonomy places the organism in Eukaryota, Viridiplantae, Streptophyta, Magnoliopsida, Fabales, Fabaceae. The record is from RefSeq and is a predicted model, not a curated record. Gene Ontology annotation, molecular function: coenzyme A diphosphatase activity. Gene Ontology annotation, biological process: coenzyme A catabolic process.
UUGCACCAAACGAAACUUUCUUUAUCUAUGUUCAUUAUGUGCAAACGAGGGGAAAUGAAAUUAGAGUAAUAUAUACGCUAGUCUUUCGCAAACAGAAGAAGUUUUCCUAUAUCUAUAUUUUGAAGUUCCACCACCUCUUUGGUAUGUUUGAUCGACCCAUGCGUGUUAAAAAGAAUAAUAAUAAUGAGUUCAAACGAGGUACGAGGUUCACAAAGGUUACAAACUUUGUUUCAUCACCUCCAAUCUUCCAAUUCCAUGUCGACCAAUAAUUCAGUCAACAAAAGAGCAGCGGUUCUUAUUUGUUUAUUCGAAGGGCAAGAUGGUAAUCUCCGAGUAAUUCUCACGCAGCGUUCUUCUUCUCUCUCAACACACGCGGGUGAGGUUGCUUUGCCAGGUGGCAAAAGGGACGAAAGUGAUGCUGAUGAUGUUCAAACUGCGUUAAGAGAAGCUAAGGAGGAAAUUGGCUUAGACUCUUCUCUUGUUUCUGUUAUUACUCUUCUUGAACCCUUCCGUACUAAGUAUGGCAUCACAAUAAUACCAGUGGUUGGACUACUGUCCAACAAGGAUGCAUUUUCACCAGUUUUGGAUUCCGCUGAAGUUGAAGCAGUAUUUGAUGUUCCCUUAGAGAUGUUCCUCAAGAAUGAUAAUAGAAGAGCUGAGGAAAAAGAAUGGAUGGGAGAGAAGUAUCUUGUACAUUAUUUUGAUUAUGAGGUAGAGAACAAAAAGUAUGUGAUUUGGGCUAUAACUGCCUCAAUCUUAAUUAGGGCUGCUACCGUUUUACUUCACCAGCCGCCAGCUUUUCUAGAGCAGAGACCUAUAAUCUGGGGAGGAAUUACUGAAAAUGAUAAGAUAAGACUACAUAAUAGUUCCCAAAUGUGAUUUUAUAUAUUUAUAUGGAUUUAAUUUGUAUACACUGACAGUGUAUUACAAUGUUAGUCAAUUUCAGUCGUCAGAUCAUUAGAAAUCUGACUUUUAUCAUAACUACAUCAAAUGUCAUAAUUAUGAAUGGUUGUAAUGUGCUAACAGUGUACAACUUUUUACAUUGUCGGUGCAUAGUAAUUAAACUUUAUUUAUAUAUAUAAGUUUGCAUUAUAGUUUAUCACA